AUGGGACUCCAGUCAGACUCCACGCUCCAGGCGAUCCUCCUCUCUCCAGUCCACCUCGUAGUGUGGCUCUACUCCAUCCUGUCCUUCCUGCCCUGGUACUUCAUCACCGGAGCGGGCCAGAAACGAGAGCGGGCCAAGCGGGUGAAGGCUCGCUCCACGUCAGGCCGCGCCGACGGACCGUACCGCUCCGUGGAUCAUUUCGAUUCCUUGGCGAGGGAAGACUUCCCGGGCAAAGACACGCUGGACAAGCUGUUCAACCAUGCUGUGCAGCGCUUUGGAGAUGCCCAGUGCCUUGGAACACGAGACGUACUGAGCGAAGAAAACGAGGUUCAGCCCAGCGGGAAAGUCUUUAAAAAGCUGAUCCUUGGGGAGUAUAGGUGGCUGUCUUACAAUGACGUGGACACCAUCAUCACUGAUUUUGGGAACGGACUGGCAGCUUUGGGACAGCAGCCCAAAAGCACCAUCGCAAUAUUCUGCGAAACCCGAGCAGAGUGGAUGCUCACCGCUCAGACUUGCUUCAGGCGCAAUUUCCCACUGGUGACGUUCUACGCCACGCUGGGAGAGGACGCCAUCGCGUACGGACUCAACGAGACUGGAGUUACUCAUCUGGUUACCAGCACCGAGCUGCUUGAGACCAGACUGAAAAAUGUGCUGCCACAUAUCCCAAAACUGAAGCAUGUGAUCUACGUAGACCAAAAGAAAUUAAGCACAGAAGGCUACCCACCAGGACUCGUCCUCCACAGCAUGCAAGCUGUGCAAGACCUGGGCAAGCUGCCUGAAAACAUGGAGAUUCCAGUUGUGAAGCCCCAGCCCUCGGAUCUGGCUGUGGUGAUGUACACCAGCGGCUCUACCGGCAAACCCAAAGGAGUCAUGAUUGUCCACAGUAACCUGAUUGCAGGAAUGACAGGCCAGUGUGAACGCAUCCCUGGGCUCGGGCCCGAUGAUACUUACAUAGCUUAUCUGCCCCUGGCGCACGUUCUGGAAAUGACUGCUGAAAUCUCCUGUGUGACAUACGGCAGCCGGAUCGGCUACUCGUCCCCCCAAACACUAUCAGACCAGUCCACCAAGAUAAAGAAGGGAAGUAAAGGCGACUGCUCUGUGCUCAGACCCACCCUGAUGGCAGCUGUACCGGAAAUCAUGGAUCGCAUCAACAGAAAUGUGAUGAGCAAAGUGCAGGAAAUGAGCGUGAUUCAAAAGACGCUGUUUACCCUGGGCUACAAAUACAAACUGGAGCAAAUAAAGAGGGGCUACGACGCACCACUCUGCAAUGCGUUGCUGUUUGGUAAAGUGAAGAAGCUGCUGGGAGGACGGGUGAGGAUGAUGCUGUCCGGAGGAGCCCCCCUGUCCUCGGCCACGCAGCGCUUCAUGAACGUGUGCUUCUGCUGCCCGGUGGGCCAGGGCUACGGCCUGACGGAAACCUGUGGAGCCGGCACCAUCACAGAGGUUGCGGAUAUCAGCACGGGUCGCGUGGGAGCUCCUCUGAUUUGCUGUGAGAUCAGACUCAGGGACUGGGCUGAAGGUGGAUACACCAGCAAAGACCUGCCACAUCCAAGAGGGGAGAUCCUGAUCGGUGGCCCCAACGUCACCAUGGGCUACUACCGGGCCGAGAGCAACGACCAGGACUUCUUUGUGGAUGAAAACGGUCAGAGGUGGUUCUGCACCGGGGAUGUCGGAGAGAUUUAUCCAGAUGGUUGUCUUCAAAUAGUGGAUCGCAAGAAAGACUUGGUCAAGCUGCAGGCCGGGGAGUAUGUGUCUCUGGGAAAAGUGGAGUCGGCCCUGAAAAACUGCCCGCUUAUCGACAACAUCUGUGCUUAUGCCAAUAGUGACCAGAACUACGUCAUCAGCUUUGUGGUUCCCAACCAGAAAAAGUUGACUGAACUGGCCAAACAGCGAGACAUCACGGGGACGUGGGAGGAGAUCUGCACCCACCCCGACAUGGAGAGGGAGGUGCUGAAGGAGAUCAAGGAGGUCGCUGCUAACAUUAAACUCCAACGAUUUGAGAUUCCGGUGAAGGUGGUCCUGAGUCCGGAGCCCUGGACGCCCGAGACGGGGCUCGUCACCGACGCGUUCAAGCUGCGGAGGAAAGAACUGAAGAACCACUACCUGGACCACAUAGAGAGAAUGUAUGGCGGGAAAUAACUUGCGCCACUUUCACCCGGGAUGUCUUUCUGAUCACAACCACUGUUUUGAUAUGUAAAUACUUGUCCUGGUACCCAGGUUUAGGUCAUUUUGUGUACCGCAGGCUCUCAAAGGAGGAAAAGCUGAAACUGUAGGUAGUUGUAGCUGUUGGAGCCAAACGUGCUGCUUCUUUCAUGUGUUUGUAACAACUUUCUGAUUGUCAAAGAGAUGCACUAAAGGUGGCGACUCCCAUCCGAAAAAGAAAGGCGUGUUUGUGUGACCGUCACAGCGCCGCGUUGCCAUCCACCGAAACCUGCUGGCACUCCUCCAAGUUGGCGAAAACUUGACCGCCGUUCACUCGCUGCUGAUGCGUUGCUGUUACUUCCCAUGUAGAUGUUUGCAAGCGUCGUCGCCGCGGAGGCUUGUUACGCUCUUUUGUAAAAGCGGAGUACAGAUGUUACUGUGCCUUCAGUCUGCAGUACUUGUUUAGUCGAGCAGAAGUAAGCAGCAACUAGGGAAAAGGAAAAAAAAAAAAAAACUAAACUGCCAUGAGACGUUUACUUGAUAUUUAAGGAGAAAAACCUCUUCCAGCCACAGUUGUAUAGACACGGAUCAAUGACCAUGUCUGUUUAUCCACUCUUUUUUUUUUUUUUUUUUAACGCCCCCUCACGGAGUAUGGUUUAUUUAUGCUUUUGUUACUGUAAUGAUUAAUUCAGAAAGGAAGACCAAACUGUCUAAAACUCAACGACUCAGGAAGCUCAGCAGAUGUUUUAAGAUAUAUGAAAAUGUCAACUAGUUGGUUACUUGUGCAGAAACGAAACCACUUCUGUCAAAAUUCUUGUGGGCACCUUAUUUAUUAAAGAUGGAGCAUGCUUACCUUCAAAAACUCUUCUUAGCUCUAGUUGGAAACUAGCAUACUGUAAUACUGUGCGUUCUUUACCUCAGUUGAUGGAUCCGUGUAUGAUUUGGUAUCAAGGCGUUUUAUCAGAACUUCCGUCGUUCAUUUUAAUAAUAUAGGAGUGUUUUCUAUGUAUUUUUCCAAGUAUUGUCGUGUUGAUGGAUUUGCAUUGUGGAAACUCGGAGGACACGGACAAUGACAGCCACUUUACAGUUGUUUGAUGAGCCUAUUUGUAUUUAUGACUCCACCAUGGUCACAUGCCUUGUUGAGCAUUU
Messenger RNA from Salarias fasciatus (jewelled blenny), 3291 nucleotides. RefSeq names its product acyl-CoA synthetase long chain family member 4a (gene acsl4a). The record is from RefSeq and is a predicted model, not a curated record. The transcript has 14 exons. Gene Ontology annotation, cellular component: plasma membrane; lipid droplet; endoplasmic reticulum. Gene Ontology annotation, molecular function: arachidonate-CoA ligase activity. Lineage: Eukaryota; Metazoa; Chordata; Actinopteri; Blenniiformes; Blenniidae. The coding region runs from base 1 to 2139 and encodes 712 amino acids. Gene Ontology annotation, biological process: long-chain fatty acid metabolic process; long-chain fatty-acyl-CoA metabolic process; neuron differentiation.